AUAGUUAACAUAAAAAUCAAAUAGGUGUACAUUAGACCUACUAUAUAAUUAUUAAUAAUGGUCAGAGGCACCGUUAUACCAACGAAAAGAAAUAGUCAAACGCACCGGACAUUCGUAAAUAUAAAAUUCUAUUCUAUGUUCAUACAUGUUUUUAAAUUUAAUCUUUUAAUUCACAAAAUUAAAUGUCCAUUAUUCUCUUCAUUUUCGAUCACUUUCUUCCUUACUUGAUUCCAUUGAUAACCCAUCAUCACAGAAAUUAGACGUAUUCCCCCGUUCCCAGCGGUCAUGGCUGAAUACUUUGCCUUUAACAUUGCUGAAAACGUCCUUUCUAAACUAACCAAAAUUGCCUAUCAAGAAAUCAGCCUAGGUUGGGAUGUUCGCAGGGACCUUGAAAAGCUUCACAAGACUUUAACUACUAUUAAAGCUGUGCUUUUAGAUGCUGAACUGAAACAGGUUGAUGACAAUCAUCUCCGGGUUUGGCUACAAGAGUUGAAGGAUGUUUGUUACGAUGCAGAAGAUGUAUUGGAUGAGUUCGAAAUUCAAGCAUUGAGGAAGCAGCUUCUGAAACAGAGAAGCAUUGGUAAGAAGGUAAGCUAUUUCUUUUCAAGCUCAAACCCACUUGCUUUUCGAUUUAAGAUGGCCCAUAAGAUUAAACAACUCAAUCAGAGAUUUCAUGAGAUUGCUGCUUUGAAAAAUAAUUUUCAUCUCGUUGAGAGACAUGUUGGCCCAAGGCACGACCGGCGCUCGGAGAGGGAGACCCACUCCUUUGUACAGAAAUCAGAGGUAAUUGGCAGAGAUGAAGAGAAACGAAGAAUUGUAAAGAUGUUGACGCAGGAUGAUCCAGCUGAUGAGGAAGACAUACCCGUCCUUCCCAUAGUUGGAAUUGGAGGUAUGGGAAAAACGGCCCUUGCCAAACUGGUUUUCAAUGAUGAAGCUGUGGAUGCUCACUUUGAGUUGAAACUAUGGGUGUGUGUUUCCGAUGAUUUUGAUCUGAAACGAUUAGUAGUAAAAGCCAUUAAAGCCGGAAAAGGUGGUGAUGGAGACCUUGGAAGUAUGUAUUUGGAGCAAUUACAGAAGGUCUUGCGAGAUUGCUUGAAUGCUAAAAAAUAUUUGCUUGUUUUAGAUGAUGUGUGGAACGAGGAUAAUAGAAAAUGGAUGGAACUGAAACAGUUGUUUGCAGGAGGAGCUGUCGGAAGCAAAAUUGUAGUCACCACUCGGAGUAACCAAGUUGCAAAGAUCUCAGGCACAAUCUCCCCACACCAUUUGGAAGCUCUUCCGUACGACAAAUCUUUAUCUUUGUUUCUGAAAUUCGCUUUCAAGAAAGGUGAAGAAAAACAACAUCCAAACCUUGAGGAAAUUGGAGAAGAAAUUGUUAAGAAAUGCAAAGGGGUUCCUCUAGUAUUGAAAACAUUGGGGAGUUUACUUUUCUCCAAAACUUCAGAGCAGGAGUGGAAAGUUUUUAAAGAUAGUGAGACGUGGGAAUUAAUGGAAAAGGAAAAUCAAACAUUUUCAAUUCUGAAACUAACUUAUGAUCAACUGUCUCCUCAGCUGAAGCAAUGUUUUGCUUAUUGCUCACUCUAUCCAAAGGAUACUGAUUUUAUAAGCUUUGGUCUAAUCCAAUUUUGGAUGGCACAUGGUCUUCUUGAAUCCUCCCAUAAAAAUGAAAAUCCCGAAGAUAUUGGUAAGCGGUAUUUGAAUGACCUGUUGUCACGAUCUUUCUUUCAAGAUUAUGAUUUGGCAUUUUUCUUUGAUGCAUUCAAAAUUCAUGAUCUUUUACAUGAUAUUGCAUUAUCAGUGGCAAAGAAUGAAUGUUGUAUAGUCAACACUUUUGAGCAAAAUAUUGCCCCAGGGAUCCGACAUGUAUGCCUUACUAACUCUGAUUCUUCCGAGGAAAAUGCUUCCAAAUUCCUUGGUAAAUUAGGGCAUUUGCGUACGCUUAGGCUUCCAAAUUUGAGAAACGGUCCAACCAGCGAAUCCUUUAUUGAAACAUGUUUGAAGAGGUUCCAACAUUUGCGAAUGCUUGAUCUUUCUGGGUCUACUCUCGAGGUAUUGCCCAGAUGGAUUGGUAAUUUGAAGCAUUUAAGAUUUCUCGACAUUUCCAACUGUCCCAACAUCAAGAAACUUCCCAACUCCAUUUGUAAGUUGCAAAAUUUGCAAACUCUGUUUUUAGAUGGUUGUGACCAAAUUGAAGAGUUGCCUAAGGAUAUGAGGUACAUGAUCAGUCUCAGAUUUUUGUUAUUAGCUACAAAACAACGGGAUCUUCAUGGUCAUGGAUUACAACACUUGAAAUCCCUUCGAGUUUUAGCUAUUUAUGGCUGUGAAAAUCUGGAGUAUUUGUUUGAUGGGAUUCAGAAGCUCACAUCUCUUCAUACAUUAUGGAUUGUUGAUUGCAAAAAAUUGGUAUCACUGCCACAUGGCUUGAAAUACGUAGCUGCAUUACAAGCUCUAGUUAUUGGGGUUUGCGAAAAGCUUGAUUUGAGUACGGCACAGGGACUCAAAGAGAAAGAAGAUUAUAUUGAAGAUUACCUCGUUGAUACAGGUUUCAGCCUUCAAUCAUUGUACAUCGCAGAUCUGCCAAAGUUGAAGGCUCUACCCCAAUGGCUUUUACGGGGAUCCGCCAACACUUUAAAGAACUUACCAUUACAGGAUGUGAGAACCUCACAACUUUAGCAGAGUGGCACAAUCUCACUUCACUUGAAAAACUUGAGAUCAAGUGUUGCCCAAAAUUAUCAACUCUACCAAAAACCAUGAAACGCCUCAAACAAUUGAAGAUUGAAGAUUGUACUCUUGUAAGCCAAAGAUGCCAACAAGAAAUCGGUGAGGGUUGGCCCAAGGUUGCUCAUUCCUCUCGUAUAGUUUUGGAUGGCAAUACAAUUACAGCUCCAGAAUUACUGAUCAACCCAACCCCAUGAUUCUCUGCAAAAUGAUAUUUAUUUCAAUUUCCAUUCCUCCAUUUCAUUUAUAUUUUUAUCUAAGAAUACCAGAUUACAAUGACCUUGUUUAAUGUUGUUUUACGAUUCAUAUUUGGGUUCAUGACUACCUCUUCAAACAAGAUUGUGUCCAAGAUUUGAACA
Gossypium raimondii (Peruvian cotton) is the source of this 3074-nucleotide messenger RNA. Its product is annotated as putative disease resistance protein RGA4. Gene Ontology annotation, molecular function: ADP binding; protein binding. Gene Ontology annotation, biological process: defense response to other organism. The coding region runs from base 286 to 2670 and encodes 794 amino acids. Lineage: Eukaryota; Viridiplantae; Streptophyta; Magnoliopsida; Malvales; Malvaceae. The record is from RefSeq and is a predicted model, not a curated record. The transcript has a single exon.